AUGAGCUCGAGUCUGGUCAACCGAUUUCGGGACCUCGAGUCUGAGAUCAAAGAGCUUUGUAAAAUCUGCGGUACACCUGGAGUCUCUGUGGGGAUAAGCCUACGUGGAGAAAAUAUCUAUCUUUUCAAUAGCGGCUUUCUCGAUAUUGAAAAGCAGUUACCCACCCACUCAGACGGUAUCUAUGCCCUGGGAACACUCGCCAAAACGUUCACUGCAUCUGCCAUCGGUCUACUGGUGGCUGAAGGCAAAGUGAAAUGGGAUUCGCACAUCAAGGACGUCCUGCCUAACUUCCGAAGCAAAGACGCUAUAGUUACCGAAAAUGUGACAAUCGAGGACCUGCUUUGUCACCGAAGUGGAUUAUCAAGAUCAAACCUCUGGUGGUUGGGCUCAGAUGGACAGUUGCUGUUGCCCAAAGAUAAGUUACUAGAUGCAUACCGCAAUCUAGAACUCACUGGUUCAUUUCGCGGAAGCUGGGGCUACAGCAACUGGGGCUAUGCGAUUGUCGGAGAGGUCAUUGAAAAGUUGACUGGAAUGACUUAUGGACAAUUCAUAACCACACGCAUCAUCGAGCCUUUGGGACUCCGCCAUACGACGGCUCAGCCUGUCGAUGUUGCAGGAGAUAAUUUAGCCAGACCAUAUGCCGCUCUCGACAAUGCCGACCUUUAUCCCCUUCCGCAAACACCCAUCAGCGAAAGGACAAUCAUGGCGCCUGCAAUGGGUCUUCACUCCAGCCCACACGAUCUCCUGACCUAUUCCAUCGCCCUUCUCAGGUCCCUCAGAUCUGAGCAGGGACAGGCAACUAAUUCGUCCCCAAGCGUUCUCCGCGAAGUCACUGCGCAACUCUCUGGUCAUGCCUUCGUCUCCAGAUCCGUCAAUGAAAAGUCCUACGCCUUCGGCUUCUACCGCACCGCUCUGCCUAGUACCAUUGCCGGCAUGGGCUGUAACGGUUUCCACGUUAAAACGCUGCCAAGAAUCGUUCCCGGUGUUCAGUGCGGCCCCCUCAUCGCCCAUGCGGGCAGUGUACCCGGCUAUAGCAAUUCUCUCGCACUGCUACCCGAGUUGGACGCUAGCGUUGUCGUGUGUACCAAUUCCAUAGGGCUAGGCGAUGCGUCGGGCUGGAUUGCGAUGGCACUGAUCGAGGCACUGAUUGAGUCGCCGGUGCCGACAGACUUUGUCGCUUAUGCAAAGGAGGCUGCAAAGAACCAUGCGGAGAGUAUUCGCGUAGCGAGGAGUAAAUUAGAGAAGGUAAGAGCGCCAGAUACAAAGCCCAAGCCGCUGGAGGUAUAUGUCGGGUCAUACCUCAAUGAAGAGCACGAUUGGGUCAUUGUCGUUCGACAACGGCAAGCUGGGGGGUUGGAAGUAUUGUUCCAAGGAUUGGAGAGUCAGGCUUGGCUGUUAACACACUAUGAGCAUGAUACAUUCUUGUGGAUGGCGGAUCGAAAUGAGCAAGCGAAGCGAGGGCGGGUCACUACCUAUGUUCAGGCAGAUAGCUUCAAGUUGAUCUUUGGGGGUGCACACGGCAAGAUUGAUAGGCUGUAUUGGCCCCAGGAGGCGGGACUAGCUUUGGACAAACAGUGCUUUCUAAGAAUGUGA
Molecule: messenger RNA, 1593 nt
Organism: Pseudovirgaria hyperparasitica
Lineage: Eukaryota; Fungi; Ascomycota; Dothideomycetes; Acrospermales; Acrospermaceae
Product: putative D-aminoacylase
Exons: 1
Coding region: 1-1593 (530 amino acids)
Source: RefSeq, a predicted model, not a curated record